AUGGGACUCUGUAGCAAGUCCCCGGUCAAGCUGGAUCUUAAAGGAGAUCCAAAACCGGUGUUUAGGCCAAAACGACUAGUGAUAUACUCCAUGGAGCAAGUAGUAGAAAACGAACUGAUCCGUUUACAAAGCUUGGGUGUUUUGAAGAAAGCGGAUUUUAGCGACUGGGCGGCACCAAUCGUCGCGGUACGAAAACCAAACGGUACCGUUCGUAUCUGCGCCGAUUAUUCUACCGGCCUUAACAGUGUUCUCGAACCAAACCAAUAUCCGUUGCCAUUGCCUGAGGAUAUUUUAGCAAAGAUGGCCAACUGUCGGAUUUUUAGUUCUGUGGACUUAUCCGAUGCUUACCACCAAGUAGAGGUGGAUCAAUCCUGCCAACCUCUCCUGACCAUCAACGCCCAUAAAGGUCUCUUCCAGUAUACACGCUUCUCACCUGGCAUUAAGUCUGCCCCAGGUGCUUUCCAACAACUAUUGGAUACUAUGCUAGCCGACCUCGAGAAUACCGUUGGUUAUUUGGAUGACAUCCUUGUGGGUGGCCGCAACGAAGAAGAGCAUCAGUAA
Armigeres subalbatus is the source of this 561-nucleotide messenger RNA. RefSeq lists its product as uncharacterized. Lineage: Eukaryota; Metazoa; Arthropoda; Insecta; Diptera; Culicidae. The transcript has a single exon. The record is from RefSeq and is a predicted model, not a curated record. Bases 1 to 561 code for a protein of 186 amino acids.